Molecule: messenger RNA, 2281 nt
Organism: Camellia sinensis
Lineage: Eukaryota; Viridiplantae; Streptophyta; Magnoliopsida; Ericales; Theaceae
Product: protein JINGUBANG
Molecular function (GO): protein binding
Source: RefSeq, a predicted model, not a curated record
UCUACUUUUCCUUUUUCUUUAUUCUAAUUGUAUUCUGUUUUUUCACCAGCAACAUAUAUAUACAUGAGAGAAUAUCAAAAUGAGAAACUCAAGAAGAGGCAAAAUGGUGAUAGAAACCAACAGUUCACAUCGACAAAAAUUCGGCAAGCUAAUGCAAUCCGAACCAAAUGAUGCCGAAGAAUUCUCCUUCCGCCUCAGCAAUGCAUCGGACGCGAGUUCGAGACUAUCAAACACCACGGACAGCAAUAAUUUUCAAUACCCAUCUUCAUGGGAACAAUUCUCUCCAUUUUCAGCACCUUCAUGGAAUCAAACAUCUCCAAUAUCAAACUCUCCAUGGACCUCUCACAUCUCCCAGGCAAACAACGACAAUUAUUCUAACACCAACCUAAUAGGCUCCCUUGUCCGCGAAGAAGGCCAUAUAUAUUCGUUAGCAACUUAUGGAGAUUUGUUAUAUACCGGAUCGGAUAGCCGGAACAUUCGGGUAUGGAAGAACCAGAAAGAAUUUUCUGGGUUCAAAGCGAACAGUGGGUUGGUUAAGGCCAUUGUUAUUGCUGGGGAGAUAAUUUUCACGGGUCAUCAAGAUGGGAAAAUUCGGUUAUGGAAGGUCUCUGCGAAGAACCCAAGCGUUCACAAGAAAAUCGGGACAUUACCCACCUUGAAGGACUACAUUAAGAGCUCGAUCAAGCCCAGCAAUUACGUCGAAGUGAGGAAGAAUCGUAAUUCGGUCUGGAUCAAACACUUUGACGCCAUUUCUUGUUUGGCAUUGAGCGAAGAUCAUACCCUCCUGUACUCUGGUUCUUGGGAUAAAACAGUGAAGGUUUGGAGCAUUUCAAAUUCCAAGUGCUUGGAAUCAAUUAACGCUCAUGACGACGCGGUUAAUUCAGUUAUUUCUGGGUUUACUGGGUUAGUCUUUACAGGCUCGGCCGAUGGGACUGUGAAAGUAUGGAGGAGAGAGUUACAAGGCAAAGGUACGAAACAUAUCUUUUCACAUACUCUGUUGAAGCAAGAAUGCGCAGUCACGGCACUGGCAAUCGACCCGUCUGCAAUGAUGGUUUACUGCGGAUCUUCGGAUGGGCUUGUGAAAUUUUGGCAACGAGAUAUGCUUCUCUCCAAUGGCGGUAUGUUGAGGGGUCACAAGCUUGCGGUUCUGUGCUUGGCCACUGCUGGGAAUUUGGUUUUUAGUGGGUCGGCGGAUACGAGGAUUUGCGUGUGGGUUAGGGAGGCAGAGGGGGAGCACGGUUGCCUGGCGGUGUUGACAGGGCACGAUGGGCCAGUGAAGUGCUUGGCGGUGGAGGAAGAGCAGGGAAGGGGAGGAGGAGGGAGGCGGAGUGAGCGGCAUUGGAUUUUGUAUAGUGGGAGUUUGGAUAAAUCGGUGAAGAUAUGGAGAGUGUCGCCGUCUCAUAUGACACAGAUGGAAACAUAGCAGCAGCAGCCCGCAGGUUUCGCCACACCGCCCACUUUUACCUCAUUUCCAAGCUUUUCGUCCCGGCAGGGUAGCAAAUCAACGAGCCAAAGGAAGUAUUACGGCUAGAGGAGGAUCAGAGCCGUUAAUCAGUACAGCAUGUGGUAAUGUCACAAAUACAUUUUUCAUUCUAUUGACGUGAGUUUUAAAUAAGGCCCACACCAAUAGACGUACGAAUGUCUUUUGUGACAUUAACACAUAUUACUAAGUUUAAACAGUAUAAAACAUAAUUUUUAGGUACCAGAAGCAGCUACUCUACUGAACAUACAAAAUUGUAUGGGAAUAAUGUACAAAAAUUUUGCUUGUAUAGUUACAUCAUGUGAACAUGUAUCAAAUGUAUUGCAUUUUUUUUUGAUCGGUAGAAGAUUUCAUUAAUGAAACCCAUAGCGGCACUUACAAGAAUCCAUCCAAACCAAAACUUACACCAAACAAAGUAAAAAUUUUGCAAGAAACACAAAGGAGAGAACCUAAGAAAAUAUUCAGACGCACCUCUCGUGCACGUGCUCGUACUGCGAAGCAGAACCGAUCAUAAGAAUCGGUAAUAGAGCAUGUCUGGAAUAAAUCAUAAAUCUCAACCACAAAGUGGGUAAGCCUAAGAGGCACGCACUGAUGGACUCCCAAUAAAACAUACACGCAAACAGAGCACAACACAAAGGAAAUCAAAAACACAAAAUAGAGAAAACAUAAACCCACACACCAAACAACUUCCAACAGCAACGAUUACCGCAGAUCCGGCGAGGAAGAAGGAGACAGAUCCGGUGAGGCCACGGCCGGAGUUGAAGCGGAGGGAGGAAACACCCCACAAAAGAGGGAGAUGAU